AUGCUGUUUUUUGGGAUGAUCGUAGUAGUGACCCUUGCUGUGGUUAGAGGCAAAGCUGUUGAUUUGACACCUCCAACUUUCAGUAGUCAGUAUGCAAUAAUGGGUGUUCUGAAGUUACCAUAUGCUGACUUAGAGGAACCUUUCACUGCCUAUGUUGACGUUGAUAACAAACGAAGUAGCAUCUCCUAUUAUAAUGACAUUGUCACUAUCAUUCAGCGUGGAGAUCAUGGGCCUUAUGGUGAAACCUAUACUGUGGCCCCUAUCACUACAUAUAAAGUCUACAAUGAGAAGUCAUGCUUCAAAUUAUCUGGAGCAAAUGGAUCUAGAGUUGAACCACAGGUAGCCCUUCCUGACCUUACUGGUUUUAAGAAUGUUGGUGAAAAGAUUUACCUUGAUUCUGCUGUAAAUGUUUGGGAAAAAGUCGAGCAGGUUGGUUACAAGAAGAACACCUAUGUUAUGUGGGUGGAGAAAUACCAUAAUGACCCUGUCCGCUACGAAAUGAUGGGCUAUGAUACUCUCUUUGGCUCUCACUAUGACAAAUAUAUUAUUGAUUAUAUUGUUUACAAGAAAGGACCCCCUGACGAGUCGCACUUUGAUGUGCCUAAAAAAUUGACAUGUAAAGGAUUUCCAGGUCCAGGAAAAGAAGAACACUUGGUUGCUAUGAAUCCAUUGAGUGAACUGUUAAACAUCAAGACAGACUAUACAGAUAAAAUGUUUGAGAAAUUUAAGUCCCAACACAACAAGAAAUAUGAAUCAGAUAAAGAACAUGCAAAACGUAAAGACAUCUUCCAGCAGAAUCUCCGUUUCAUCAACUCCAAAAAUCGUGCUGGCCUCACCUAUACUCUGAAAGUUAAUCAUCUGGCUGACCUUACAGAUGUUGAAUUGAAAGUUCUCCGUGGUCGACGUCACAGUGGUGUUCAAAAUGAUGGCCUUCCUUUCAACUUAACAGCUGAACCUGGUUCCAUUCCAAGUUCCAAAGAUUGGAGAAUUGACGGUGCUGUUACCCCUGUUAAGGACCAGGCUGUCUGUGGAUCUUGCUGGAGCUUUGGAACAACUGGUACCAUUGAAGGUGCUUUUUUCCUCAAGACCAAGCAUCUUGUUAGAUUGUCUCAACAAGAAUUGGUUGACUGUUCUUGGGGAGAAGGUAACAAUGGCUGUGAUGGUGGUGAAGAUUUCCGUGCCUACAAUUGGAUUAUGAGCAAUGGAGGGCUGACCUCUGAGGACAACUAUGGACAAUACUUAGCUAUUGAUGGUAAAUGCAAGUCCCGAACUGUGGACCCUGUUGUCAAAUUGAAGGGUUAUGUCAAUGUCACCUCUGGAAGUGAAGAUGCUCUGAAAAUUGCCAUUAUUAAAGCAGGACCCAUUUCAGUGGCUAUUGAUGCUUCACACAAAUCGCUCUCUUUCUAUGCAAAUGGUGUCUACUAUGAACCAAAAUGCAAAAGUGAUCCAGAUUCCUUGGAUCAUGCCGUACUUGCUGUUGGUUAUGGUGAACUCCAUGGAAAACCUUACUGGCUGAUCAAAAAUUCCUGGUCCACUUAUUGGGGUAAUGAUGGCUAUGUAUUGAUUUCCAGUGAGAACAAUCAUUGUGGAGUGACCACUUCUCCCACUUAUGUCAUUAUUGAAUAA
Molecule: messenger RNA, 1626 nt
Organism: Acanthosepion pharaonis
Lineage: Eukaryota; Metazoa; Mollusca; Cephalopoda; Sepiida; Sepiidae
Source: the annotation of a GenBank genome assembly